AUGCCUGAAAUCAUCGAGCCUCAAGUGAUCAAGUACAGUUUCCUUGACGAUUACAGCGAAGGCGCACAUCCACAACUUCUAAAUGCAUUAAUUGCCAGCAAUGAUGCCCAGCAGAGCGGAUAUGGCAACGAUGAGUACAGCGCAGAGGCAAGAACACAUAUCAGAAGACAUCUGAGAAACGACGAUGUGGGGGUCUUUUUCGUACCUUCUGGGACAAGUGCCAACGCCAUCUCCAUCGCAGCUUGUCUUCGACCACACGAAAGUGUCAUCGCGCCUUCGACUGGCCACAUUGUCACACGCGAAACAGGAGCUGUAGAAUCCGCCGGUCACAAAAUCAUCAAUGUCAUCCCAGAAGCAGGCAAACUCACUCCAGCUCUCAUCAAGAAAGCAUUGGCUGAAAAUUGGCAUUAUCCUCACAUGGCCAAGCCUCGAUUGGUAUACAUUUCCAACGCAACAGAAAUUGGAACAAUCUACACAAAGGACGAAUUUAAAGCCAUCAAACAAUUAUGCGAGCAACACGACUUACUUCUCUUCGUUGAUGGAGCUCGUAUCGGAACCGCACUAGCCAGCGACAAGAAUGACAUGAGCUGGAACGACGUCCUGGAAUUGACCGAUAUUUUCUGGAUCGGAGGCACAAAGAACGGAGCACUUCUCGGCGAAGCCAUCGUGGUCAAAGAUAAAGCGCUAGCUCGAGAUUUCGAGUUUUAUGUCAAACAACAUGGGUCACUCCUAGCGAAGGGCAGAAUCAUGGGCGCUCAAUUCGCGGAGCUGUUUCGUGAAGACUUAUAUUUUCAAUUGGCCCGACAGGCCAAUGUGGCUGCGAAUAAAUUGUCCAAAUCUAUUACUGAUGCUGGCUAUACUCUGCUGGCAGAGACAGAGACCAACCAAGUUUUUGCAAUCCUGCCGAGGCCAUUGGUGGAGAAACUGCGCAAGGAUUUUUCGUUCUAUUUGUGGGAGACUAGAGGCGAGGAUUGGGUUGUAGUGCGAUUGCUUACGACUUGGGCGACGGAUGGGUCGCAGUUGACGAAAUUUGGGAAUGCUUUGCUUGCUUAG
Molecule: messenger RNA, 1053 nt
Organism: Cercospora beticola
Lineage: Eukaryota; Fungi; Ascomycota; Dothideomycetes; Mycosphaerellales; Mycosphaerellaceae
Product: threonine aldolase family protein
Biological process (GO): amino acid metabolic process
Molecular function (GO): lyase activity
Source: RefSeq, a predicted model, not a curated record